Molecule: messenger RNA, 2462 nt
Organism: Cheilinus undulatus (humphead wrasse)
Lineage: Eukaryota; Metazoa; Chordata; Actinopteri; Labriformes; Labridae
Product: inner ear-specific collagen
Exons: 5
Coding region: 474-1868 (464 amino acids)
Molecular function (GO): protein binding
Source: RefSeq, a predicted model, not a curated record
UUAGUGAUGUUUCAAUGUAGUGAUGUUUUAAUUUAGUGAUGUUUUAAUGUAGCGAUGUUUUAAUGCAGUGAUGUUUCAAUGUAGUGAUGUUUUAAUGCAGUGAUGUUUAAAUGCAGUGAUGUUUUACUGUAGUGAUGUUUGAAUGUAGUGAUGUUUGAAUGCAGUGAUGUUUAAAUGCAGUGAUGUUUUAAUGCAGUGAUGUUUUAAUGUAGUGAUGUUUUAAUUUCUGGUAAAUUACUGGUUGGUUGCAUUAAUGUGUGUGUCAUGUGACACCUCUCCUGGGUCAGCUCUUGUUCUCCAUCAGAGAAACAAAGACAGACCUACUUCCUUUAAACAAAGAAUCACACCUUCACACCUGUGUGGGCGGAGCUAGUGGGGGACCAGGUGUUUUAUUAACAGCUGUCAGUCUAGAAGGUGAGAUCAGUCCAGCAGGUGAUAUCAGUCAGACAGGUGACUAGAGCACUUCAGACGACAUGUCCAUCUCUAACUUCCUGGUCAUGGUGUUCCUACUUCCUGUCAUCAUGGCGAAGCCCGAGCCUAUGUCUCCUGAUGACUGGGAGGCCCCCCUCCAGGCUCCUGUCCCCCCAAUGAUUCCGCCCAUGGAUGGUCCCGGUAGGAUGUUUUACCCUGAGACGGAGAACAUGACGGAGCCCCCAGGGACCCUGGAGGAAUACUGUGAGAUGCUUCUGCAGGCCCCAGUCCCUCCUGAACAGGUCCCCUGGUUCUGUCAUUGUACCAGCUGUCAGAGCCAGCCAGGGCCAAAAGGAGAGCCGGGGGACCGCGGGCUGCCAGGUUCUCCGGGCAGUCCUGGCAGAAGAGGGAUGACUGGCUUCAGGGGGCCUCCAGGUUUUUUAGGCAGACCAGGGAUCAAAGGACAGAAAGGAGACGAUGGUCAGAAGGGUGAGCGAGGACAGCAGGGCUACACGGGAGAGAAAGGAGGACGAGGAUUCAAAGGUGAUAAAGGUGACCCGGGUCUGCAGGGCCAUCCAGGGGAACAAGGUCCCAAAGGAGAUGAUGGGGUCUGUCCAGAGUCCUGUGAUCCCAGCAGUGUCCUCCCAGGUCCACCUGGUCUGUCUGGUCCUUCAGGACCCAGAGGUCACCCUGGCAGUCCUGGACUGAUGGGGUCUAAGGGAGUGAAGGGGGAUGAAGGGGUGCAGGGGGUCCCAGGAGUCCCUGGAUCAAUGGGGAGGAAAGGAGAACCUGGGCCCCCAGGGGAGUGUAACUGUACUGAAGGGGAAAAGGGGGCUCCAGGAUCAAAGGGGGACCAGGGGAACCAGGGGGACCAGGGUCAGGUAGGGGCUCAAGGUCAGACGGGUCCACAGGGGGACACAGGACCCAUGGGUCUUCAGGGCCCCCCAGGCCCCUGCAUGCCCCUGAUCCAGUCGGCCUUCUCAGCCAAGCUGGAGUCCAGCUACCCAGCCCCUGGUGGACCUGUGGUCUUCUCUGAGGUCCUGUACAACCAUCAGGGGUCCUAUGACCCCCAGUCUGGACUUUACAGCGCCCCCAUCAACGGAACCUAUGUCUUCAGCUUCCACCUGACAGUCUUCGAGCGAGUCCUCAAGGUCGGACUCUUCCACAACUUCAGACCCGUCGUAAUAACCACAGACCCCAAAGUCCUUGGGACCACCUCUCACUCAGUGGUCUUGCACCUGGCCCAGGGAGACCUGGUCUGGAUCCAGGUGAAGGACUCAGUAACUAAUGGGAUGUAUGCGGGCCCUGAAUCCUGCAGCACCUUCUCAGGCUUUCUGCUCCGCCCUGACUCAUGUGACCUGGCCUCUUUGCGGAGUCCUGCCCCCUUUUGGAGCCCCUUUGAGGGGGACUACAGCUGGGACAGCAUGACGGGGACAGCAGGGGGAGGAGCCAAUUAGUAUUAGAUGAUCAAAAACAGCCAGUCAUCAUCGUUAACUGGUUGACUCUGAGGGAUUCUGGGUAACAGCUGUGAGGGAAGUAUGGUCUAAUGCCCUGUCAGACCAUACUGAUGGGGCAUUAAAAAGACCAGAAGGUUUGUGAAGGGGACCAGAUAGCCCUCCUGGACAACAUGCCCAGGGACUGAAGACCCCUACAGUCCAGGACAAGAAGCUCAAAGACAGGGCAUGGAGGCCGGCACUUUUAGAUGUUAAACUCUGAGAGACUAGUUUCACCAUACUCUUUUUAGUCUUUAUUCUAGUUUUUUUGGUUCUCUAUUUUUAUUUUAGGUUUCAUUAAUUCUCUUUAUUAAAUUUUAACUGUUGUAUAAACCGGAAUGUCCUUUGAAUGUUUUUUAUCUUCCUGAAAGAAAGAAAAAAACCUCUGUGGUUGUCCAUCAGUCUGCUGUGGAGAACCUCAGGAUUUAGAUCUGUCGUGUAAAGGUGGUUGUUGGUCAGAAAUCAGUAGAAUAAAUUCUAGGUUGUGUUUUUAAAUAGGUCCAUUAUUUCUGUGAUCCGCUCAAACUGACCGAUGAUGAUGAUGACGACUGUCUCUAA